UAAAUCAACUACCUUAGUAAUAACAGAAUACAUCUGCAGUAAGUAUGUGCCGCUUUAUUAGACAUUCAACUAAUACUAGGUAACUACCAAGUAUUUCAAAACUAUACAGCAUGUUUCUAAGACCAUUGACAUUUCUAUUUAUAUGUAAUACAUACAUUAAAGUGUUUCCAUGUUUUGCAAAAAUUCUGAUUGAUUUUCCAUAUUAGCACAUGUAAAAUAGUGUGGACUGUGAAAUUUGUUCAGACAACAAGCCCUGUAAAACACACAAAAAAAAAAAAAAAAAAAAAAAAUCAUAGGAUGCAAAGUUUCUGAUCAUUAAAAUCAUGCAUUUUACUUUCCUAAAGCUCAUAAACAGUAUUUCCGUGAGAUGUCUGGUUGUUACUCUGUUUGCAGGUUUUGUGUAGAACAAGCAAUGGACAACCUGACAUUCAGAAACAGCAUUCUUCUAGUGGAGGGACUUCAAGUUACACCUCAGUCUACCUAUGUUGUUUUCAUCCUGCUUCUUUUGGUUUAUGUCUUUAUAAUGGUUUCCAAUAUUGCACUUGUAAUUCUGAUCUCAACAGAGAAGAAUCUUCAUCAUCCUAUGCAUUUCCUGUUCUGUAACUUGCCACUGAAUGAUAUAUUAGGGACCACUGUCAUUUUACCACGCUUAUUGCAGGACAUUUUAAAAGAAACUUCAGAGCGGUAUAUCACAUAUGUGGAGUGUGUAGUUCAAGCCUAUUUUGUGCAUAUUUUUGUAGCAGCAUGUCACUAUGUUCUUAUAAUUAUGGCUUUUGACAGAUAUGUGGCUAUAUGUAAUCCAUUGCGAUACACGGCAAUAAUGACCAAUAAAAUGGUUAUUAAACUAUCAGCAUCAGCCUGGGGGCUGUCAGUACUUAUGGUAUCAAUUCUGAUAGGACUCACUGUGCGUCUGUCUCACUGCAGAUCUAAAAUUGAAAACCCUUUCUGUGACAAUGCCUCACUUUUUAAACUGUCCUGUGAGGAUGGUGUGGUUGUUAAUAAUGUGUAUGGAAUCAUUUAUACUGUGGUUUUAUUUACCUUCUCAAUUUUGUCUGUAUUUAUAACAUAUGGCAAGAUUGCUACUGUAUGCAUAACCAGCAAAAACAAAGCACUCAACAGCAAAGCCAUAAAAACCUGCAGCACUCAUUUAGCUGUUUAUUUAAUCAUGCUUGUUUCUGGCUCCACUUUUAUUUUUCUUCAUCGUUUCCCUCUCUACUCUGAGAGCAGGAAACUAGCUAGUAUAAUGUUUCACAUUGUGCCACCAGGAUUAAAUCCUUUAGUAUAUGGUUUACAAACCAAAGAAAUAAGACAGAAGUUUGUAAAAUUUUGGUGCAGAGAAAAAGGAACGUCUUAA
Ctenopharyngodon idella (grass carp) is the source of this 1354-nucleotide messenger RNA. RefSeq names its product olfactory receptor 146-like. Gene Ontology annotation, biological process: G protein-coupled receptor signaling pathway. Bases 368 to 1354 code for a protein of 328 amino acids. Gene Ontology annotation, molecular function: olfactory receptor activity; G protein-coupled receptor activity. The transcript has a single exon. Gene Ontology annotation, cellular component: membrane. The record is from RefSeq and is a predicted model, not a curated record. NCBI's taxonomy places the organism in Eukaryota, Metazoa, Chordata, Actinopteri, Cypriniformes, Xenocyprididae.